AUGGAAAAGCGAGGCCCGACGGCGGGGGCCGGUAACUAUGGCCAGGCCUGCAUGCAAUGCUUCAAGGCCAAGUGCCGUUGCAUUGCGCGACCCGAUGGCGGCGCUUGUGAGAGAUGUCUUCGGCUCAAGAAGCCGUGCCAGCCGUCCAACUCGGCGCGCCGGCGCACGGCACAGAACGGCCAGGCCGGCGCUGGGGCGGCGGAGAUUGCCAAGCUGGAGGGCCGUAUCAACACGUUGACGACGAUGCUGCAGUCGGUGAUGGAGAAGGCAGGGCUGGCAGGGGAUACAUCGACACCUGCGGACCCAAAGUGUAGCGUAAUGCCUGUCCGGUCCGAAACGGCAGGCACUACCGAAUUUGCAGGACAGGGUGCAGGAGGAAGUAGCGAUACAGCAAGCAUGACGAGCAUGUCAUUUUAUGAGGACGGGCUCGGGCCGGGCCCCCUUCCUACUCCGUUUCAUACGCCCCUGCCAGCUCGACCACCACAAGAACAACAACAACAGCAAAUACCACCGCCACAGCCUCCCCCACCACGACCUCCGUCAACUCAGCCACAAACAGAAGUGCACUCCCAUCUACCGCUGUCGCCGACACCUGAGCCGCCAUUGUACGAGCUUUCGCUCAACGAGGCUGCAUGGUAUCUGGACCGAUUUAGCACACACCUGCUGCCGCACUUCCCAUUCAUCGUCCUGCCUCCUGAUACGACCGUUGACCAGCUAUGCCGCGACCGCCCACUGCUCAUGCAGGCCAUUGUCGCCGUCGCCACGCCGUCGACGAAGCUCAAGGCAGAGCGCGCCGAGCGGCUCAAGCAGACCCUGACUCGGUGUGCCUUGCAUGAAAACCAGUCAGGCAUCGAUGUUUUGUUGAGUCUCCUCACCUACGUCACCUGGAGCACUGAUCCCUUCAAGCAGCCGGCCAACAAUCUGUCGCGCAUGACCAUGCUGGCCAUCUCACUCGUUUACGACCUGCAACAUGCGAGCCGCCAUCCGCCUGCGCCCGACGCACAGUUUAUUGCCAUCAUGACGCCCGGAUUUGAGCGUCCCGGAGACGGCAAUUCUGGAUCGGGCGACACCGGCCGGCCGAUGCUGCUGCCCAGCAUCCUGGAGCACCAGCGCGCGUUUCUGGCCUGCUUCGUGCUGAGUUCCAUUGUGUCGGCGUCGUUUGGGCGCAUGGUGGCGCUGCGCUGGACGACCCAAAUGGAAGAGGGUCUACAGCUGAUUGAGGCGGCGGCGAGCAAGGGAGACAGCCCGUCGGACGCAAAUUUCGCCGUGCAGGUGCGCCUGCAGGUCAUCAUUCAACGCGCCGCGCUCGUCCGCGAGCAGCUCGAGACCGACCGUUUCAUGGCCCCCUCGCCCACAACGGCGGUGCCCGUGUCCACCAACCUGUUCAUCAAGGUACUGCAAGGCCAGCUCAACGAGCUGCGCAGCUCCUUGUCUCCCAGUCUGCCACGACGGGACAUGCUGCUUAUCUAUUCGCACUACGCGGAUCUUUUCCUCAACGAAGUGACACGCCUCGCCAGCUCCGAGGCUCCACUGGCCCCGACGCCCGCACCGUCGGGACACACCGUCGGCGGGGCCAUGGGAAGCAGCCAGUCGCUGCCUGCUCUGGAGCACAUUGAGUGCCUGUGGCGGUCCGUGUACGCCAUCAAGGCCUUUCUCGAUGCCUACCAGGCGAUCCCACCGCUGACCUACGUCGGCGUCCCCUUCUUCUUUUGGUUCCAGCUCGUGCGCUGCAUCGUCCUGCUCAAGCACCUGGCCACCUUUAACGACCCCGCAUGGGACGGCCAGGCCGUGCGAGAUGCUGUCGACAUGUCGACCAUGCUCGAGUGGAUGGCCGUCAAGGCCGAGCAGGCGAGCAAAGAAGCUGGCGAACAGUCCGACGACGACAUGUUCCGACGAGUCGGCAGCAUGAUGCGAAAUUCGCUGGCGUGGGUGGUUGCGAAGCAGCGCGCCGUCGGCGCUGCAGAACUUGGUGAUAUGCCACAAAAACACGCAGACGCUGCCUCUCACUGUCAGCAGGACGCGAGUGACCUGGGCGGCAACAACGCCGUUCUUAUCACGGAUGCGCCGGUAGAGGAAAUGAUGGUUCCUGUCGACCCCCCGUUGACGGGACCUUUUGACAUGACGGAAGAAAACUGGGUCGAAGAAAUGUUUGGCUGGCCCAUGGCGAGUAUUUGA
This is a messenger RNA of Sporothrix brasiliensis 5110, 2175 nucleotides long. RefSeq lists its product as uncharacterized. The record is from RefSeq and is a predicted model, not a curated record. Gene Ontology annotation, biological process: regulation of DNA-templated transcription. Gene Ontology annotation, cellular component: nucleus. Gene Ontology annotation, molecular function: transcription cis-regulatory region binding; DNA-binding transcription factor activity, RNA polymerase II-specific; zinc ion binding. The transcript has 2 exons. The coding region runs from base 1 to 2175 and encodes 724 amino acids. Lineage: Eukaryota; Fungi; Ascomycota; Sordariomycetes; Ophiostomatales; Ophiostomataceae.